AUUCACAGAACUGACUGCACAAUGGAUUAAAAUGGCUUCCUGUGGUCUGAUGUGCUACUUCCUAAUUUGUCGUCGCUUUUCUCAAAUUUGCUGUAAUGGAGUUGAUCGUUUUCAUAGUGAUUCAGCUCCUGAUGGAGGUUCAGUCCUACACAUCCCCUACUGUAAAAAUAUCUCCAGAUGUCAUAAGAGAGUCCAGCUCAGUGAAGAUCAGCUGUGAGACGCCAAAUGUUACAGUGAAUCAGUGUUAUUUCAACACAAACAGUGAGGAGAAGAAUGUAAAAACCAGUUGGAGAUGUGAGCUGGAUCUCACUGGUGCUGAAGUGUUCAGAUGGGCAGCUGUAACAUCACCUGGAUCACUCGACAUUUACUGUUACUACACAAUACAUGGGAUUGAUAAACCAUCACGCCAUUCUCCUCCUGCCACAGUGACGGUUCUAGCUGUAACUGUAAUGUCCACUUCUGAAACCCUAACAUACACUACAAUUGACCUCCAUUCCAAGACAAACCUGUCAACAAGUACAACAAAAAAAACGAUGAUUUCCAUUACAAACUCCACUUUGCCUGGUAACAGUAGAAUAUCAGAACAUAUUUCAACAGAAGCGUCCACUCAAAAAGCUUCACAAAUACACACAUCAACAAUGGCUGUCACUUUCACAACAGCAUCCCCCAGAACAGCUGUUUCUAAUGUUCACACUUCAAUGGCUCAUCCGACAGAUCCACAAACAGGCACAUGGUUUUUAGUGCUGGUUUCCACUGGUGUUGCUGUAUUCUUGUCUGGACUCACAGGACUCAUCUGUCUGUGUCGGUUUGCAAGUCAAAAAAUAAGAAAACUAUCAAUAAAAAUGGAAGUGCCCAGUCAAGGAAUUAGUAUGAGUGGUUCUGGAUCUGCAGAUAUAUAUUCCCUGAUCACUUCUGUACCAGAAACAUCUCAGCCCAUAUCUGGAGGCCUCGAACACCCAGAGUCACAUCAGGAGAGCACAGCAGAUCCCACAGACACUCACUCUUUCAUUAUGUCUGUAAAUUCAGUUUACCAGCCAUCAGAUGUUUUAGUCAAUAAACAACAGAAACAGGAAAAUCCAGAGGAAAAUGAGAAUGUUUAUCACCUGUACUCCAUGAUCCCUGACAAACCAGUUCACUCAAAUGCAGAAGAUCACGUGUACAGUUUGGUGAAGAUGCACUGACAAAUCCCAUGUCUGUGUUCAUUAUGUAUUGCGACUAUAAUUAAAGUGUAUUUACUU
This is a messenger RNA of Sinocyclocheilus grahami, 1238 nucleotides long. RefSeq lists its product as uncharacterized. Bases 96 to 1181 code for a protein of 361 amino acids. NCBI's taxonomy places the organism in Eukaryota, Metazoa, Chordata, Actinopteri, Cypriniformes, Cyprinidae. The record is from RefSeq and is a predicted model, not a curated record. The transcript is spliced from 15 exons.